This is a messenger RNA of Alternaria infectoria, 846 nucleotides long. RefSeq lists its product as uncharacterized. The record is from RefSeq and is a predicted model, not a curated record. The coding region runs from base 1 to 846 and encodes 281 amino acids. Lineage: Eukaryota; Fungi; Ascomycota; Dothideomycetes; Pleosporales; Pleosporaceae. The transcript has 3 exons.
AUGGGCUUCUGUACGAGGGCGGAGCAGGAAUCAGGCUUCUCUGUUCUCGCGGAAUAUACCGAGAAGCAAAAGGCGGCAAUGCACAAAAGACCCAUCGAUCUGAAGAACGCCCGCAACAUGUUCGUCGAAGCGGUAGUCGCCGCCAAGAUCAAAGCCAUGGAGCUCGGAGAAGAAGACAGCAAUGAGGCUAAAUGUCUCCCAGGUUGGGCCGACAUUGACGACACAGACACACAAAGCGCAAGGUUUUCUCAGCAAAUGAUGAUCUGGCUCAUGGAGACGGGAUUCGAGAAGCUGGCCCUGCUGGUGAUGACAGGGUCCAGUUCAGCCUACAGCGAAGCCCAUGACCAAGUGAACAUGGCCGAUGUAGCCGACGACGAUGCAGCCGAAUUCAUCGAGGAAAAAGAAGAAGAGCAGGAGCGGAAGAAUGAGCAGGCUGCAAUUGCACCAUUCAUUCAGGAAAAGAAGACCAGCAGGACCAAGAAGAGGACAAAGCACCAGAUUUUUCUCGAUCGCGUGGCCAAGAUGAGCGACUAUGACGUUUUCACGCCCCGAUGCAACAAGCUCCUGGAGCUUCAUCACAAUAUCUUGGCACUCAUCAUCAUUGCCGAAGCCUUCCGCCGACGUCAAUCUGUUGAUAUUUCGAUUUACUCUGGUGUCUUGAGCACAAAGGAGAGGGAUGACCUCUUGCACAAGUGGCAGACGGUGUCGCAUGGGACGACGCCCAUCGGCUUCCAAGCCAAGGCUGGUGGAACUGGGCUGACCAUCAACGAAGCGUCGCAGGUUAUCUUUGUGGAGCCCUGGUGGAACUCGCUCGAUACACUGCAAGCCGAGGGACGAGCCAUCUAA